Messenger RNA from Rotaria sp. Silwood2, 7455 nucleotides. The record is from the annotation of a GenBank genome assembly. Lineage: Eukaryota; Metazoa; Rotifera; Eurotatoria; Philodinida; Philodinidae.
AUGGUAAUAAAAGUGUGUGAGACGAUUAAUAGUUAUCUUGCACUUAGGUCUUCUGGUGGCUUGAAUAAACGUCAGCUGAGAAGUUACGUUCAUUUCUUAGAUAAUUUGAAAUACAGUGAACGUGCUAAAGCCGAAGGAUUAAAAUCAAUAGUUUUAACCAUUGAGAAAAAUAAAGAUUUGCCUGAAUUUGUGAUCGAGAGACUUCCUGAAUACAUUAACAGAGGCAGCAAUAAAGUUGAUAUACUUUGUAUUCUGAUAAUCGAAAUUCUUUCUGGAUACAAAAUCAUAAAAGCUGUUGAUAAAUUAUCCGAAAAAUUGUUAGAAGACUGGGUUUUAGUUCGAGAUGAUGAUGAUAUUAGUUUCGAGCAUAGUUCACAAGAAUAUCGUAGUUGUCAAUCCGUAUCAUCAAUUGUUGCUAAAAUUUUUGUUAAUUCCUUGCGACAGAAUGCUGAAAUAAACGAUAAAUCGAUUGAAAAUCUUGUCAAAGCAAUUGAUUGUGAUGAUAGACAAACUUGUAUUUUAUCAGCAAAAGCAUUAUAUUUGGCCUCAGAAAGACAUACCAUUAGAAAUAGCGCCUUAUUGGCAUUACGAGAACAUGUUGACAGUAAUAUAUCCGACGUUUCUGUCUAUUCAACAGUAGCUUACGCUCGAGGUUUGAGGAAGUUAUCAUCAGCCAAAGAACCUAUCAUGAAAAGUCACAUUGACUUUUUGUCCAACAUUUAUGAACGUGAAGAAUUACAAUUAGAAGCAGAAAACUUUACUGUAUUAGUUAACACAAGACAAAAAGGUAAAAAUCUACCUGAAGAGGUCAUUCAUAAAAUUCUUCAGAAGUUUUUAUUAACAGAAAGUCCAUCAACUAUGCAUCAAUAUCUUCCUUUUAUAUGUUCUAUUAUCGAUAAGAAUGUUCAACUCGAACGUCGUAAACAAAAUCCUCCUCAUGAUACAAAUAAGAACAGAUUCAAUACAAGUAUAAUCUGUCUUGUUCAAAAAGCUUUAGUUCACGCUCUUAAAACAAAUGAUCCAGAAGUUAUUCUUAAAAGCAUAAGCGGAUUUAAAACACUAAUUUCACUUCCUCAAAUUGAACUCGACCAAGAAACUAUUGAACUACUUUUACAAAUAAUACACAAUAACGUCUGCAAUGAAAGCAUAACAGAAGGUAUUGGCGAGUUAUUAAAACGUUCUAAAUUAGAAGGUAAUCAAGAAUUUAAAUUAGCCACUAUUCUAGAUAAAUUAUUAGACCGAAAUUGGCCAUUUGAAUACUUAAAUGAUUUAUUCAAAGUCUUUACAGAAUCAAAUUAUCAGAACAAAGUAAAAUAUUUUGUUCAAGUUCUCAAAAUUGUAUUAGAUUAUAAAAUUUCUUUGGCAAAUAAGGAAAAAAUUUUGAUAGUUUUGAGAAGUCUACCAGAAGAAUGGCCAAUAAAAGUGUAUGAAAUUGCCAUUGAAGAGUCUUUUUCCAAUGAAAUUCAGCAGAAAAAUUCACAAGAAUUAGUUGACGAAUUCAUUAUUCAAAAUUCUCAUUUUAAAUAUUUAACCACAGAAAACCUAGUAGAUUGGAUAGAAAGAAUUAAAAAUCCAUCAUCGACUUCUUUGUUUACCAAUGAAAAAGACGAUACUGGGUUUUUACCAUUUAAUAACUCUAUUAGUAUGUGGACAGAAGCGAAUAUUCAGCUCUGGGCAAAUUUAGUGAAAAAGAAAGCUAAUGGCUAUAGAAAUCAAGAUAGUUUUAUUAUAGAAGCAUUAACAGUAAUAAAGCGAGCAACUUUAUUAGAUGCUAAUUUUAACUUAACGGAUACUCAAAUUUUGAGCUGUUUAGUCGCUUUAAAUUCGAAUAAUAAGAAAGGAAGAUUAUUACAAGUUGCAACGGGUGAAGGUAAGUCGAUAAUAGUAAGUGUAUUAGCUGUAUUUCAUGCUUUAAAGGGUAAAAAAGUAGAUAUCAUAACUAGUUCGCCAGUGCUUGCUGAAAGAGAUGCAAAAGAAAAGGCUCAAUUCUAUAAAAUGUUCGGUUUUGAUUGUAGUCAUAAUAAUGAUAAGGCUGUUUAUUUGUCGGGUCCAAAAGUUUGUUAUAAAAAGGAUAUUGUUUAUGGUGAAGUAGCACAGUUUCAAUUCGAUACAUUAAGAACAGAAUAUGCCCAGCUUAAUACAUUAGGAGAGAGAAAAUGCGAUAUUGCAAUAGUUGAUGAGGUAGAUGUUAUGCUUAUUGAUGAUAGUUCGAAGAUCGCCAGACUUGCAACAACUAUCGCCGGCAUGGAUCAGUUGCAGAUAAUUUAUCAUUUAUUAUGGAAUCAGCUUUUAUUGUUACAGAAUAAAAUUAUUCAGCUAGACGGCAAAACAUAUUUAUUUUACGGAAAAAUAAAAUUUGAACAAAAUCGAUUUGUUCUAGAAAGUGCCGAUGACCAAGGAGAUAUAUUUCUCAUUAAAGAUUUAAAAGCUUAUCUAGCUUCUGUUUCGAAUAUAAGUCAUAUUGGAUUAAGAAUUCCAGAUGGUGAUGAAUUUGAUAAGUUCAUUGAGAAUAAUUUGGAUACCCAUAUUAGGAAGAUUAUUAAAGAAAAGCUGAAAAUACCGAAAAACUUUGAAAAUUUUGUUGAUACUCAAAUACCUAAAUGGAUAAAUAGCGCUAUAAUAGCUUUGGUCUAUCAAGAAAACGUACAUUACAUUGUAGAUGAAGGUUUGAUUAAACCAGUCGAUUAUAACAGUACAGGUGUCGUACAAAGUUCUUCAAAUUGGAGUGAUGGAUUACAUCAAUUUUUGCAACUGAAACAUAAUCUAAAAAUGACAUCUGAAACUUUUACUACUAAUUUUCUUUCUAAUGUAGGAUAUUUUAAAAAGUAUGGUUCGAAUUUAUUGGGCUUUACAGGCACAUUAGGUUCAGAAAGAGCUAAGCAAGUAUUAGAAAACAUUUACAACGUAGAUUUAGCUUUCAUUCCUAGUCAACGUAGAAGACAAUAUGUCUCUUUUUCUGAUAUUAUACUAUCUAAUGAUGCAGAUUGGCUCGAAGAAAUCUGCAAUUCUGCAAUUAAUGAGUCGAAUAAAGAAAGAGGAACUUUGAUAAUUUGCGAGACAAUCGAUCAUUGCAAAAUUAUCUCAGAAGAACUUCUUAAACGAAAAUCUCGCUCGAGUGCGAUUAAACUUUACACAAUGAAUAAUAUGAAUCAAGAACAGAAUAUUAAAGUAAUAUAUCCUGGAGAAAUAAUUGUUGCUACUAAUCUAGCAGGACGUGGUACAGAUAUAAAAACGGAUGAAAUAGAAAAACAAGGUGGUCUUCAUGUUAUUGUAACUUUUAUGCCAACAAAUCGACGUGUUGAAGAACAAGCAUUAGGCAGAACUUCUCGACAAGGUAAACGAGGUACAAGUCAAAAAAUACUAAAUGCAAUUCAUUUAAUUCACUACAAAAAUUUCGACAUAGACAAAAUCACACAGCUUAGAGAUGGAUAUGAAAAGGGCAUGUUAGAUGAUUUUGAACAAAAUGAAUUAAAAGUAAUUAAUUUAAAAGAUGAACUUUUCAAAAGAUUUUGCUCGUUAUUAUACGAAAUACGUAUGAAAAUUCGAAAAAAAACUAAAUCUUUGACAGCGGUGAAAGAUACUCUCAAGGAUCUAUUCAAGCAUGUGAAUCCUUCUGUUGUUGAGUUGAACACAUUACUUAGUAUUGAGGAACAAUGGGCGGUGUUUUUACGUAAAAUUGAUAAUGCAAAAUCACCCAUCGACUGCACCAAAAUUCAUUCUGAGUUUGAUGAUUUUAGCAAGGAAGUAAACGAAGAUUAUGAAAAAGGCCGUACUAUAAAAAAUCCUUACUAUCACGUCAUCAUCGGUAAUGAUUUAGUUAUCAACGAUUCAUCAUUCAAUAGUAAAUAUGAUGAAGCAAUGGAACAUUUUGAUCGAGCCAUAGAGCUUGAUCGAGAUCAUUGUGCAGCUGCAUUUGUUGGAAAAGGAUCGCUUUUACUAAAAGGUAAAGAAAGAAUCGUGUUUUCCAAUCAACAAGAAUUAGGCUACAAAGAUACAGCUAUUGGAUUAUUUGAAAGUGCACGGGAAAUUUUAAUCGAGGAAAUGGAUUCAUUAAAAUGUAUACAUAUACUUCUAGCGAAUCGAUGCUCCGUUGCGAAUACUCCUCUAUAUAAACAGUUAUUUGAGAAAAGUAAGAUUUUAGCUACUUAUUGUAAUCAUAUCAAGACUCUUAUAGAUGUUAUAAGGAAAUCUCAAAGAAUAAUUCAAAUAAGAGAAAUAAUAGAUUAUUCGAAUCAAAACAAUCACAUGUUAGAAGAAACAAGAUCACAUGAAGAUAUUGUUAAAGGUAGUGGAACGUUUUGUGAAAUACGUUUAAUACCUUCCAAUAACACAGAUCUCUUUGAAACUGCUGUUCGAGAGUGUAAAGAAAUUAUAAUAAAGAAAACUUCUAUAGAGUUUAUAGUUAUUUUUAGGCAGAAAAAUAAGGAUGAAUUGAGUACAUGGAAAGUAGACAAUUCUGAGUUGAAGAAAUCUCUCGAAUCUCUGUCUUACAACGGAAAUAUUCUGGAUCGAAAAGCGAAUCUUAAAAUCUAUAAACAAAUUUAUGAAAAAGUUCUGUCGAAUAAGGGUUGCAUUCAAGAAAAUUUUCCGUCAACUCUUGGAAAUUUACCUGGAGAUAGAACAUACGAAGUAACCUUUAAUAAUUUAACCGUUAGAAAAGACAUAGGAACUAUUGAUCAAGCCUUACAGACUAUCGACGCAGCAGUAAAAGAAUUGCGAAAAACGCCUAGCCAAGAACUCUCAAUAACAGGAGAAUCUUCAGAAAUAGACUAUCAACAAAUCAGCAUCACUCUAUUAAACAUUAAUGCUGACACAUUAAAACAGUUGUUCGAUCGUAAUGUUGAAAUUCCACAUGCUACAAAAGAAACGGCAUUAAAAUAUUUGAAGGAUAAAAGUUCAAUUUUUCAUUCUCAUUUAUUGCCGAAAAUUUUUCGUCCCGACUCAUAUCAAGUCGAUUUAGACAUUACUCGUAAUGGCCAUACCGUAAAAGAAAAUAGAAACAUACAAGUAAAAGAAGCAAUAGAAAUCAUUAAAAACCGAACACAAGAUAAAGAAUAUUUUAGUAUAACUUUUCUCUCUGCCAAUGAUAUAUCCAAUGUUGUUACAACUAAAGUAAUGGAUGAAUCACUAGUAACUGCCGAAUUCACAGAAUUAAAUGGGCAAGAUGUGAAUGAAGUGGCAAAGAUUAAUUCUGAAAGUAUUAAUCUUGAAAUAUUUGAUAAAAAAGAACAAGUUUUAAAAGUAAUAAGAUCUGUAGACAUACAGAUAAUAGAAAUGUAUUCUUCUCAAACAAGAAAACAGAAAUUUUCAAAUAAAAUAGAAGCUGAGAGUACAAUUCAGAGUGGUUUAGAUGAUACAGCAAUCAUUAUAUUAAUUGGAGUGAGCGAAGAACAAAUCAAACAAACUAUUGCUAUUUGUCCGGAUGCAACUUUUAAUAUUCGUCUCAUUAAAGUCGAUACUCAAAAACUAUUAAACGGAAUUGACGGUAAAUCGGUGAACAUUUAUUUUGAUGAAUUAAAAGAAGAAAAAGCCAAAAUUCUUAUUGAACAAAUAAGAAAAGUAAGGGCAGAUUUCAGUUUGACAUUCAAAAAAUUAGAAAAAGAUCAAGUAAUAAGUCUUAUAGAAAAAGCUCCAAUAGAUCAAGAAGACAUCCAAAUAAAUAAAACCAAAAAUCUAAGAGAUAUGUUUAUGAACGAUUUGAGUUCAGAUUUGGAGCUUUCAGAAUUCUCUGGACGAGGCAUCGAAUAUUUACCUGAAAUCAAUGAAAAGAGUUUCAUUCCAUGGAUUAGUAUCAGUAUUUUAUUUGGUAUAGCUUCUGCCCAAAUGGCAAUGGGUGGAUUUCUCGUAACAACUGGACUUUUAGCCAAUCCAGGAAUGAGUUUGAUUACUGAAGGAGGAGCAGAUUUUUUCAAUUGUUAUCGAGCCUAUAGUACAAGAAACUUUAGUUGGUCAGAUUAUGGACAGCAAAAAGUGUUCGAAGAAAAACUAAUUACACUCGAAUAUGUAAAUGAACAAAGAGAUUUCGUUAUUAUUCCAGAUUUAAAAGCUCAUCUAGCCUCUACAUCUAAUAUAAGUAGUAUAGGAAAAUAUAUACCAAAUAAUAAAGAAGAUGAAUUUAUUAAGAACAACUUAGAUAAUUAUAUUCGAACAUUCAUCAAGGAAAAUAUCAAAGUACCGACAAAUUUCUCGGAUUUUGUUCAUUCACAAAUACCGAAAUGGAUUGAGAAUGCCAUUACAGCAUUGACCUAUCAAGAGAAUGUACAUUAUAUUGUACAUGAUGGUUUAAUAAAACCAGUCGAUUAUUAUAGUACAGGUAUUGUACAGAGUUCAUCGAAUUGGAGUGAUGGAUUACAUCAAUUUUUACAAAUAAAACACGAACUCAAAAUGACAUCAGAAACAUUUACGACAAAUUUUCUAUCUAAUCGAGGAUAUUUUGUAAGGUAUGCUACGAACCUGGCAGGACGAGGUACAGAUAUAAAAACGGAAGAAAUAGACAAACAUGGCGGCCUUCAUGUUAUUGUAACAUUUAUGCCGUCUAAUAAACGUGUCGAAGAACUAGCAUUCGGCAGAACAUCUCGCCAAGGUAAACGAGGUACAAGUCAAAGAAUCUUAAAUGCAAUUAAUUUAGUAGAAUAUGAAGAUUUUGACAUACAAAAAAUCACACAACUCCGAGAUGGAAUUGAAGCAAAAAUGUUAUGUGAUUUUGAAAAUUAUGAAUUAAAAAUAAUUACAUUGAAGGACGACCUUUUUAUUAAAUUUUGUUCGUUAUUAAAAGUAAUACGCUCGAAAAUUAGGGAGAAAACUAACUUGUGGACAAAAGUAAAAACUAAUUUAAAAAGUACAUUUAUACAUGUAAGUCCGUCUGUUGUUGAAUCGAAUACGUUGCUCAGUAUUGAAGAACAAUGGGCUAUGUUUUUACGCAAAAUUGAUGAUGAAAAGUUUCCUGUCAACACAGAAAAAAUUUAUACUGACUAUGAAAAAUUUAUUGAAAACAUAUUGAGUAACUACGCAAAUGAUUGUGUCAUUAAGAACCCCUAUCACCAUAUCAACAUAGGCAAUGAUUUAAUUAUUAAUGAUUCAUUGUUGAAUAGUAAAUACGAUGAAGCAUUGAAACAUUUCGAUCAAACCAUUGAACUUGAUCCAAAUCAUUGUGCCGCAGCUUUCGUUGGUAAAAGAUGGUUAUUAAUAAAAGGUAAAGAAAAGUUGAUCGGCUCGAAUAAACAAGAUUUCGGUUAUAAAGAAGGAGGUAUGAGAGCAUUUCGUCGAGCACUUGAAAUCUUAGCUGAAGAAAUGGCUUUACUAACAUCUAUGCAAACACUUUUACAAAAGAGAUCUUCAAAUAUCAAUAGCGCUCUAUCCAAACAACUAGUACAAAAAAUUAAUAUUUUAGGUAGUUAUUGUAAUAGUUUAGAAAAUGUUGUAAAUGUAAUCAGAAAAUCUCGAAGACUAAUAUAA